Cylindrotheca closterium is the source of this 627-nucleotide messenger RNA. The record is from the annotation of a GenBank genome assembly. NCBI's taxonomy places the organism in Eukaryota, Bacillariophyta, Bacillariophyceae, Bacillariales, Bacillariaceae.
AUGAUGAAACUCCUCCUUGCUCUACUCCUGACUACAUUUGUCAAGGGCUUUGUUCCUUCGCUAUCAUCUACGCAACGACAAGGAGGAUCACAAUUAUAUUCUACAGCGGAAGAAGUUUCUAUUGAACCAAAGGAUGUGGUCCGACUCUUCGGACGAUUGGCCGAAAAAUACAUUAUGUUGGACGAGUCUGGUGGCAUGUGUUGCUAUUCCGGUUGCAAGGAUUGCGAAUACCGUCUCCCUGAUGGAGGAUAUAGAAUGGCAGAUCAAAGUGCUGCCCGUCCAAAAUGGAUCCCAGUGUACGAAGAGCGCAACUUUUCGGGACAAAACAAGGAGCACAAGACCAAAUGGAGCACCGAAAUCUUUUCCGAAGGCCCAUCCGUGACCAAGGAAGAGUUUGUCAAGGCACUAUCUGAAAUGCAAUAUGCACCUCCAUUGGGCGGUCCAUUUGUGGGCGCAACAGCUGGGCAAAUCGAAGAUAGCGCUGCGGCCGAGAAAUUGUUUGAUAUGCUAGCUGGUGAGAAAGACAAGCUGGCGCGAUUCAAGAUGAGCGUCCAAUUGAAGGAAUUGGCCAAAGGUGAACAAGGUUUGACUUGGAAAGACUUUGCCGCAGCUAUGGGAGUACAAUAG